AUUUGGAUUAGCGUGCUGUACAACACAUAGCUAGCUACCGGUAUUUCGGGUGGAAUUUCGGAGUGGCUUCUUGCUCGCGCAUUUGCGCUUUCCUCGCGUUCCGCAGCUAAACUUGGAGAGCUCCAUGCAGUCGCGAAGGGAGAGGAGAGAAGUGCGACCCCGUGCUGGAUGGAUGGUUAUGGGGAAAGGAGCAGGAGGACCUUCGGCGCUUGAAGUCGGCAAGAUCCUUGUUGUGUUUCUUUGCCUGUUUCCUUCUGUGAGUCUGCAGUGUAAGAUCCUCAAGUGUAACUCAGAGUUUUGGGCCUCCACCUCAAGCUCCGGCCCGGAGGAGGAGUUCUGUACUGCGCUGCGGGCGUACAACAACUGUGUACGCCGCACCGCACGCACCUGCAGAGGCGACUUAGCCUACCACUCAGCCCAACAUGGCAUAGAGGAUCUCAUGAGCCAGAACAACUGCUCCAAGGAGGGGCCUACAACUCAGCCUCGAGCCCGGACCCCUGCUCCACCACCACAGCUACAGCCUGACAGCCAGGAGCGCUCCGAUGGGCCAGAGCAGUGUCAUUACGAACGCAGCCUUCAUCGCCAAUCCUCGCCACCCAACUACACCCACUGUGGCUUCUUUGGAGACCCGCACCUCCGUACUUUCAGCGAUGACUUCCAGACCUGCAAAGUGGAGGGAGCCUGGCCACUUAUCCAUAACAAAUACCUGUCUGUUCAGGUGACCAACACACCUGUCGUGCCUGGCUCCUCUGCUACGGCCACCAGCAAGUUGACAAUCAUCUUUAAGAACUUCCAGGAGUGUGUGGACCAGAAGAUGUAUCAUGCAGAGACAGACGAGCUGCCUGCAGCAUUCGCCGAUGGCUCCAAGAACGGCGGAGACCGCCACGGGGCCAACACGCUACGCAUCGUGGAGAAGGUGCCUGGGCAGCAGGUGGAGAUCCACGCACGCUACAUCGGUACAACCAUUGUGGUCCGGCAGGUGGGGCGAUACCUGACCUUUGCUGUGCGGAUGCCAGAGGAAGUAGUGAACUCUGUAGAAGACCGAGACAACCAGGACCUGUACCUCUGCCUGCACGGCUGCCCCGCCAACCAACGCAUCGACUUCAGGACAUUCAGGGCCCGUGCAGUGGAGGGCCACGGCCUGAGCAGGACUGGCAGCCCUCCCCAUGGGUUUACCUACAAGGCUGCCAUGGCUAAGUGUAAAGAGCGCCUCCCAGUGGAGGACCUGUACUUCCAGUCCUGUGUGUUCGACCUGCUUUCCUCUGGGGACGUCAACUUCACCAUGGCUGCCUACUAUGCCUUUGAGGAUGUGAAAAUGCUCCACUCCAACAAGGACAAAUACCACAUUUAUGAAAAGGAUGCAUUUGGGAGUAAUGCGGCGCCAAGGGGAUCAGAUGUGUUCUCGCUAGUCCUCCUCAACUUUCUGGCUGUGUUGUACAUCUAUAGUCCCCUGCCAACAUCAUGCUCAUUAUGCUAGCUGUCAGUGGGUGUGAAACAGUGCUCUCACCGUGUCAUACUUCACCACCACUGCUCUGUCCUCAGUGGCUGGUGGCCAGUGGAGUCCGCAAGCCCUUCCAUGCCUCUGCGGGGACAGAGCAGCCCAUGUGCAAUCAAACUCAUCCCAGCCAUGGUUUCAUCAUUGUUUUGUUGUUGUCAUCAUGUGUUGACUUCCAUCUGGUGGUGAGGUGAGCUCUAUGUGCUCCCACCUAUCAUUACAUUCAUUCUGCUGGUUUAAGGACUGGUCCUUUGAUGAAGGGGAGCGGUGGUGAGUGAGGAGAGCCCAGGAGCCCCAGUACUUUGGAUAUCAAGCUGGGAUUAAAUCCCACGUUCCCACUGGGACUGCAUGCGCCUAUGGGAAGCGAGAUGAGAUUAUCUCUUGCAGAAAGAACCUCACUGGUUCCAAGCCAGUGGAGCUCCCUGUGGCUCAUGGGUAUGGGCUAGACGACAUGACAGGGGCUUUUGUUAACCUCUGGCCAGAAGUAGCUCCCUGUUUGAUGAUCUUCCAGCUUUGGAAAAGCUGUAGCUUUUUGGAGGAAGCUCUCAGCCAAAAGGAUGUCAGAGCAGCGAGUCUAGUUGUCUGCUGUGGAGAUUAAUAGGUCAUAACGCCAGGUCUUUUGUAACAUUGUGUGUUUGUUUGUCUGUCUGUGUGUGUGUGUGUGUGUGUGUGCGUGCGCACCUCUGUGGUUAAUUGUGUGCUCCAGAAACGGUUGUGAGUGAGAGUGAGUGUUACUCAAAAGUGCAAGAAAUCUUUCCUUGGGAGAAAUAUUUCUUAAUGUUGUUAUAUUGCACCCCAGGUUCUAAUAUAGAACCGUCAUGGUGGUCUAGAGUCAGUUGAAACUGCCUCUGCCUGCCAAGUGGUUACUUCUAAGUGAACUGGCAGACGGUAAAAAAAUAUUUUCCCAACUUUUUACCUGUCAAUCAGUGUCAAAAAGACUUAGUUCAAAUAUUGCCGUUUUAAAGUGUUAAGUAUGAUAAAUGUAUUUUUUUGUAUCAGGUCUAAUUAGGAAUGGAGAUGUUCAUAAGGAAAAAGCCCUGAACAAAUUCUACCAAGGGCACACAAUGCAGAAACGCAGAUCACGUUUACACAGUAUCUCUCUUCAUUCAACCAACCAACUUUCAUGUACAAUGUAUCAUAGCCAAGAAAUUGUUUUCUACUGAUCAUUUGUUUCUUGUCUAGGCAGUCAACAGUUCCCUGCAGAUGUAGGUAUAUUGGCAAUGUGAUGGGUUUGAGAAAGGUAUAGUCACACUAGGUUAAAAUAAAAUGUUUUCCCACCCGUGGUGUGCUUCCACCAAAUGGACUUGUUGCGGAUACAAAUCAGUGUGAUGACGUAGUGCACACAAAAUGUACUUUAAGUUCAAUUUGUUUCCAUUGUAUUUUCAAUUCUACCGAUAGUUUUGUCACAAAUUGUAGAAAAUGUAUCUAUUCUGGUCUUGACACAUGCGCUCUAGCCAACAGCUGGCAGAUACAGUGCGGGUAGGCUUGUCUACAUUGACAUUAUUAUGGAUAAGAGCAAGAAUAUUUGUCAAAUGGCAGUCAAGCAUCAAUCAUCAUGUCACCAGAUCCUCAACAUUUAUUGGAAAGGAGCAUCAAGCUCAUCACCGUGCACUUUCAUCACCCUGUGAAGUUCAUUUAUUUCAUCUGUCGUCUAAUAAGCGGCAUUGUUUCCCUAGUCGGAGGACUCACCAUAUCAUCACGUGACUCCAAGUUCUACGAUAUGAUGGUUAUUCUAUUAAUAUUUGCGCAUAAAGGGGUUUCCACUGCCAUUUCUCGCAUAAUUAAUUUUACCAACACAAAAAGAUCCCACCAUGUUGAAUGAACAAAUUAUUUAUCGGCAUUUAUAAAGUUGUACCAAAGCCUCCUGUUUCUAACACCACUGUCGUGAUUUGUUUUAUACGGUAUGAUUUUACCCACAUAAAAACUGUGGAUGGAAACGUGGUUUACUGACCACUGUAGAGAGCAGGCCCUGUACGUAAAAGAGGGUGUUGACAUGGCUCCGCUAUAGGGAACGUACAACUUGCAUCUGUCUGUAGACCUGUUCAUUUAUGGCUUUAAUCUUUGCCAAAGAACAAGCCCUGGUGCCAACAAUUUUCCCAACAGCUGAAUUUUCACUUCUCUCUUUCUCUGUGAACUUUUCUGAUUAACGUUUCCAUUUGGAUUGUGUAGAACGCUGGUGCUACUACUUGAACUUAGUGGAUUGACUUAUUCAGCGCAGUAUGGUAAAUAAGCUGUCAGUUUCUGGUUUUGAAUUUGAUCUUCUGUCAUAUGUGAAAUGCAUGCAGCUACAGCAGUGGAGGCUGGUGGGAUGAGUUUUAUAAGAGGACCGGCUCAUUUUAACAGCUGAAAUGGAAUCAAUGGAAAUGAGUCAAACGCAUGGUUUCUAAAUGUUAAUUGUUUAAUGCCGUUCCAUUUAUUCCAUUCAGUGGUGUAAAUUACUUAAGUAAAACGCUUUAGUACUACUUAAGUCGUUUUUGUGGUAUCUGUAUUUUACUAUUUAUAUUUUUGACAACUUUUACUUCACUACAUUCUUGAAGAAAAU
Molecule: messenger RNA, 4037 nt
Organism: Oncorhynchus mykiss (rainbow trout)
Lineage: Eukaryota; Metazoa; Chordata; Actinopteri; Salmoniformes; Salmonidae
Product: repulsive guidance molecule BMP co-receptor a
Biological process (GO): BMP signaling pathway
Cellular component (GO): plasma membrane
Molecular function (GO): coreceptor activity
Source: RefSeq, a predicted model, not a curated record